AUGGCCACUCACGGGUUGUUCGAUGCGUCAGCCAAGUCCCCACAAGGUCUUCUAUUUGGCUCCUCGUACCAUCUUGGUAAUUUCGACGAAUGCAUCGCUAUUCAAGACCCUGGGGAUAAUGGAGUCACCAUCGAGGGACAGUACUGCCUUGCGACUAUCAACUGGCAACAUGAAGAGGAGAAGAAGGUUCGAACCGGGCGCGGUGAGACGUUGCGUUGGGCGGUUUGCGUUCCCAAUGGCUGCAACGCUAACUCCGUCCAGAGCUUUGUAAGCAGCGUCCUUUCUUACACGGUUGGGAAGAACACUGGAGUUGAUGUCACCGAAAGAGACUGUUAUACCAGAAGACCUAUGUCCAUCACUAAUUUGGAUGUCGGAUUUUUAUCUUUGAUCCUGGUGUUCAUGGCUAUUUUAUUCCUAAGCACACUGUUCGAGAUUGUCACCGUUUACAUGGGAAAGAAGAAGGAAUCUGCUAUCAAAGAUCUUAUCAUCUCCUUCUCCGUCAUUAAUAAUGUAAAGAAGAUCAUCUCCACCAAGCAAAAUUCGAGUCUUGGGCUGGAGUGUGUUAAUGGCAUCAAGGCUUUGGCCAUGAUCUUCAUCUUGGCCGGUCAUGCUUCUUUUAUUGCCAGUGGACCUGUAAUGGAUGCUGCUGCUUGGGAUCGGUUAGUUCGAGAUCCAGUGAAUGGAUUCAUGUUGAACAAUGCAUUGUUGGUGGAUACGUUCCUUUUGCUCAGCGCUUUCCUGUUCAGUCGACUUCUACUUCUAGAACUGGACAAGAGACGAGGAAGGCUUAAUGUUAUACCUAUUCUAGUCUUUAGAUAUAUAAGGGUAACUCCAUCUUACUUAGUGGUGAUGCUGUUCUACAUGACAUGGUUUCCCAAGAUGGGAGAGGGCCCGUUAUGGGAAGAUCGUUUGUUGCUCGAACAGGAGCGUUGCAUGACCUCAUGGUGGACGAAUAUUCUUUACAUUAACAACUAUGUGAACACUGAUAAAAUGUGUAUGUUCCAAUCCUGGUAUCUAUCAGUCGAUACGCAGCUGUUCUUCGUCGCUCCCAUAUUCAUCUACAGCGUUUGGAGGUGGAGGAAAUUUGGAUUCAUCCUGAUGGCUUUUGGAAUCGUCGUGUCGCUGAUGAUCCCAGCCAUAAUCACAUAUCGUGACAAGUUGGACCCAACUUUGCUGUUUUAUGCCAAAGAAUUCACAGACAUCGUGUCCAAUUUUUAUUUUAAAGAAGCGUACAUCAAGACGCACAUGAAAAUGAUAACUUAUUUCUUGGGAUUGUUGACUGGAUACGUGCUACAUCGGAUUCAAUCAGAAAACUACCAGUUGUCUGCUACGCUGAAGUCCUUCGGGUGGACGAUCAGCACCAUUCUCGGCGCAGUGACCACCUUCUCUGUCAGCAUAUUCUACCAAGAAUGGUACCAGUACAGCAGUCUUGAAGCAGCCGCUUACAUCUCCCUGCAUAAAGUCGCCUGGGGCAUCGCCAAUGGAUGGUUGAUCAUCGCCUGUGCCACUGGCAAUGGUGGUAUUCUUGGCAAGUUGUUAUCCUGGAAAUUCUUAGCUCCGAUGUCCAGGCUAACCUUCUGCGCUUAUCUGGUCAACGGUAUUGUCGAGUUGUACUACGUUGGACAGUUAAGGCAUCCGAUGCAUAUCACAUUCUUUACUGUGGCAGCGUCGGCGAUCUCCCAUAUAAUAUUGACAUUCGUCCUUGCCAUGAUGCUGUGUAUAACAUUCGAGUCGCCGUUACAUGGGAUAGAAAAAAUACUGCUAAAAAUGUUCGCCGGACCAAAAAGAGACAGCGAUAGUAGCAGAACCGAUUCUGGAGAAUCAUCGAGAAAUACUAGUCAAUCCAAACUAGAUUCAUAGCGUUUUUAAAUGUAGAUAUUGACGAAACGAAACGUGUGUUAGUUAUAUUAUCAGGUGCUAUCAACUAGUUGGUUGACUAGUUGACCAAUUCUCUGCAAGUCGAUCAACCAGUUCGUAUACUGCACUUGCAUUAUUUAGGUUCGUCCUGUCAUGGGAUGGACCGUACAUGCAGAAUAGUGGAUAACUUGGUUGCAUCUUCAGGGAUAUAAGGCGUUUUUUGAGCCUGCCUACAUAAUGAUUUCAUGUCUUUACGCGAAUGUUAGACUUUCUACUAAAUACAAUUGUAAAUAUUGUAAAUGUAUGUACAUUAUAUAGUACUUUAGAAUACUCAGGUAUUUUUGUAGUGUUUGCAUGUGGUGUGGUGUUAAUGCUUUGUUGAUGUGUGAAAUUAGUUGUGGUUAUGAGAAAUGUAAAUAUCUAUAGUUUUAUUAUACCAAAAUGUAUUUUUCUACCUUGUUAAUGCAAUAUAGGGUGUUCCAAAGGCUUCUUUCUGUUAGUUAUAUUUUAAAAUGUAAAUGAUUUUCGUAUAAUAUUUGACUCGACUUAUAAAUGCCAUUAUAUUUUUUAACUGUGUAUUAUAGUUUAUGUAGUCAAUCAGAAUCUUUGUUGCAAUGUUAACAAAUUAGUCGAAACGUUUUCUGGAACACCCUUCUUGCUGUCCUGAGGUUGGUUUUAUUUAAUAGCGACAUCUGUUGGUAUACGAGGAAAA
Molecule: messenger RNA, 2569 nt
Organism: Manduca sexta (tobacco hornworm)
Lineage: Eukaryota; Metazoa; Arthropoda; Insecta; Lepidoptera; Sphingidae
Product: nose resistant to fluoxetine protein 6
Molecular function (GO): acyltransferase activity, transferring groups other than amino-acyl groups
Source: RefSeq, a predicted model, not a curated record